UCGCGCGCGUCAUUGCUUUUGUGAUUUUCUUCUAUUUCCUCGACCCACCCCUUCCCUGCCUCGCUUUACUUGUUUUCAGCUGAAUCCGUGACGUGUUUGCGAUCCGUCUCGAGGAACUCGUUGACAAACAACGCGCCGGGCCAGGUCAAAACACGCACUGUCUCUUGUGCGACGUAUAUGUGGUGCUUACGUUGGCGUGACGCAUAGAAACCGUAGUGCUACGGAACAACGAGUCUGCGAUACCACUGUCAUCGUUUACCUCGGGAGCGCAGUGUAGAACAUCCGAGAUGAAGCACACCACGUUCACUGCCGUAGUGUUACUCCUUGGUUUUCUCGGGCACACGCAUUCGCAAGAAUUCGGGGAAAACCUCUCUGUACCCGACGAGAAACUCCGCGAAAUGAUACCGGAGCUGGCUAAUGUAGACACAUCAGCACUGCCCAGUGUGGAGGAGGCGAAAAAUCUCUUUAAGGAGAAGUGUACAAGAAACGGCGGAGCAGACGCAUUCGACAACGUACAUGAUGCCCAGGUGAAGGUGGAACAGUGCCUUAAGUCGCUCAUCAACGUUACGGAACUCCAGGCAGAAAUGGAGCUUCACAAGCCGAACGGCGAUCUAGAUCUUGUGUUCAAGAAGUAUUGCAACAAGCGCUCGAUUCUGCGCGCCUGCGUGAGCAACUUCACUGAAGUGCUGGAGCAAUGCCUGGAUGAAAAGGAGAGAGAGAAUAAGAAAAUCGUCAUGAAUAUCACUGACUCGAUGUUGGAGUUUAUUUGUUUCAAGGAAGGAGAUCGUAUCGCCCUCUUCAUAGCUGCUGGAGGACCGGAAUGCUUCCAAGCCAAACAACAGGCUGUUCAAGACUGCGCCAAUAAAACUUUAAGUGGCUAUAUACCGAAAAGUGAUCCCUCCGGCCUGAUAGGACUCGAGAGUCUGCCGAGAUUGAACUUUGAAAGCAAAGAAUGCACGGACAUGAACAAUCUGCAGGCUUGCGUGGUGAAGGAACUGGAAACUUGCACGGACCCGACGCCUGCGAACAUCGUGGAUUCUAUAUUCAAUUUCGUCAAGAAGGUAACACCGUGCGAGAACAUACUAAACGCGCAGAGCGCCGCUGCCACCGCCGAUGGAACGUCCGGUGCUCCUCGUGUGUCAGGCGCUUUUACCGUUGCACUAGUAAUUUUAUCUGCUAUAGUGAGCUGUAGUAAGCAAAAUUUCUUUGGUAUGAUAGCGUAAGACAUUAAAAUGCAUGUCGAAAUAGCCUUAAAUCAUUAUCAAAACAGAGAUUGGGAUCGUAUUAAGAUUGUAAAUCGAAGAUUGAUACUCGACCAAUUAGGACAAGGCUGAAGACUGGUUGAAUAUCGAGUCGAAAUAUCAAUCAAGUGCCAAUAUUCAAUCGCGCGGUAGCAAACACGCGGCCCGAAAUGUUCUUAUUAAUGUCUGUGACUACUAAUGCUCUCUACGAUUUUUUUCUGAAACACCAAUCUGCAACAAUUAUUUCAUCUUUAUCAUUAAUUUUUUCUUCAAGAACAAUUGCCAAUCUUAGUACAGAUUGCAAUUGCAAUAUGUUGUAUGAUCUUCAAUUGGCAAUUAUAACAUGAUCUUAAUCGUGCCAGUCAUUUCAGAGAGGAAAUUUUAGAGUAUAUGACAGUGAAUCAAAAGUUUAUAAUGAGCGAUUCGUAUAAGUCACUAUAAAAAGUGUUAUAUUUCUAACAAGAUAACAUAUUGUUUCUUUUAGAUAUAUUGUUUUAAACAUAUUGUUUGCUCUUCAUAUCAACCAAAAUCUUAAUUUGAACUUCUUCUUCUGUGAAUUUAUACUUUAUUACUAUAUUUACAUGAAAGUAAUAUGAGAAUUAAUGAGAACUAGAAUUAGAAUAAAUAAAUUAAAAUAUAUAUUUUCAAAUUAUAGUACAGUUUACUGAAUGAUUCUAUACAGAUAUAUCAAUUUUUUCUUUUAAUUUAAUAUGGAGAAUAAAAUUAAUUUUAUUCUUCAGUAAAGGUUAUAUAGUUUAUUGUUUUAAAAUAUAUAUUUUCUCUAUUGAUGUGUAAUAUAUGUAGGUAUAUUAUAUUUAUAUAUGUGUAUAUAUACAGGGUGUCUCAUAAUUGUAACACACCAACUCUAUAGGGGCAUACAGCUAAACGAGAGAACAAUCAGAAAAGUCCUUCCAUUUUGCGAUAACGCGUCUAGUUUAUUAGUAACAACCGCGUAAAGUUUGGCGUAUGUCACACCCAUCGCGGCCUAUAGAUGCUCCGCGACGAGCUGUGUGCGUCGAGGCAGAGCGGUAACGCGGCGCGUUCAUCGUCCCCUCACCGCAGGUCGGCAGCGUUAAAGCGUCAAAACGCCAUCACGACGGUCAUCAACGCACACAGCGUCUAUAGGCCACGAUGGGCGUGACAAACGCCAAACUUUACAGGUUGUUACUAAUAAACUAGACGCGUUAUCGCAAAAUAGACUUUUCUAAUCCUCUCGCUUAGCUGUACGUUCCUAUGGAAUUGGUGUGUUACAAUUAUGAGACACCUUGUAUAUAUAUAUUAUAUAUAUAUACAAUAUUA
Molecule: messenger RNA, 2540 nt
Organism: Odontomachus brunneus
Lineage: Eukaryota; Metazoa; Arthropoda; Insecta; Hymenoptera; Formicidae
Product: 27 kDa hemolymph protein-like
Exons: 4
Coding region: 288-1223 (311 amino acids)
Source: RefSeq, a predicted model, not a curated record